AUGAAGAUUUUAUUUUGCUUGGUAUUGGCGUUAGUUUGCCAGCAAGUGUUUUCUCACAAGUAUCAUGGAUAUCAUAAUAAGGGUAAAUUGAUGAGACGUGAUGGUGAAGUCUUGAGAAUCGAUGUUAAAGAAGUUCAAGUCAAGUUAAAUUCCAAGGGCAUUCAAGAUGAGAAAUGGAUGAAAGUUGAUUUAAAGAUCGUUUACAAAGAUGGAAGAAUUUCAGUUAAUGGAAUACCUAUCCAAACAUCGACUGUAAUGUCUUUUCAAACUCCAGCUACUGUUGUUGAUAUUAACCCGCAGAAAAAUGAGAUAAAUAAGCGUCGUGUUCCAGUUUUGGUGCGAGUCUUGGCCAAUAGACGUUACUAUAGGCAAGGCUGGAAGAAGAGCAGCCGAUUAUUCUUAGAACAGCAAAUCAUAUCGGUUGAUGGAAAUAAGGUUACUCAGAUUAACAUUAAGGAAAUGAUCUUGGAAUUGGGAUGUCGUGGAAAUAAAUUUGUUUAUUAUAGACUCCAUGAUAAGAAACCAGAAGACAGUGAGAUUCAUCACAGAAAUCCUGGAAACGAUCGUCCAUAUAAUGGAGACAAAGAUCAUGAAUCUAGACCCGAGACCUUCCCUGAGGAGGCUGUUAAUGCUUUUGAAAAAUUACCAAUGCCCGCUCGUAUUGCUAUCUAUGUCGGAUCUGGCUUCUUGGCCUUACUGAUACUCUUCGGCUUAUAUAAAUUAUGUUGUCGAUCAAGCAGUAGCCGCUCUGCCGAGCAAACAUAUGUUGAUAAUGUUAAGCUGGUUUAUAACCCAAAUAUGGAACAAUCUGAAAAACCAGAAAAGCCCGAAAAGCCCGAAAAAUUAGAAAAUAAGCCAGAAGUAAAGCAAGCCUUCGAAGAAGUCGUUAUCGCUUAACCUAAUAAUCCAUGUAAUGCAUGUAUGGCGCUACGUUCACCACAUGCUGGGUUACCUAUAACUUGGCAUAAUUCACACGAUCAUAAUUUAAUAGUUGACUAGAACUUACGUUGCUCUUGAUUACUAUAAUCUCAAUUACGGCUUUCUUUCUUAUCAUAAGGUUAUGCAUUUUAUUACUGAUUGUAUGUAACUAUCAGAAUAAUUUCUGACUUUACUUAAUAUUCAUAAUUAAAAUUCUGGCUUCUGUUAUUGUUUUCCUGAACUCUGUGAAGUGGAAUUAUUUGCUAAUUUAAUUUUCUGAUCGUUAAUAGUGAUAAGUUGGCAACAAUUAUUGAUGAAUCAUUGGUUAUGUAUUGUAUUUCACUAAAUGCCAAUUGGCAGAGUGACCUAUUAAGCUGUAACUUAU
This is a messenger RNA of Trichoplax adhaerens, 1303 nucleotides long. RefSeq lists its product as uncharacterized. The transcript has 5 exons. Lineage: Eukaryota; Metazoa; Placozoa; Uniplacotomia; Trichoplacea; Trichoplacidae. The record is from RefSeq and is a predicted model, not a curated record. Bases 1 to 897 code for a protein of 298 amino acids.